Molecule: messenger RNA, 1746 nt
Organism: Carcharodon carcharias (great white shark)
Lineage: Eukaryota; Metazoa; Chordata; Chondrichthyes; Lamniformes; Lamnidae
Product: gastrula zinc finger protein XlCGF49.1-like
Exons: 2
Coding region: 641-1348 (235 amino acids)
Source: RefSeq, a predicted model, not a curated record
CCGUGUCCGCGCGCCUGGCCUGCAGACUGGAACCCGAGGACGUCACCGCGGAGCAGAGUGAUUCCUAUUGGCUGAUUCAGGCAGUGUUCCAUUGUGGACGUCACAAUGCGGAAGUUGGACAAUGAGCUUCAGACUGAAACUUCCUCUUCUGGGCAACAUCUGUGAGGAAAUCAAUGUUUCCCCCUUUCCAUUUCUUUUCUCAUUCUGGGGGCAAAUUGUUGACUUGCAGGAACUGAAGGGAAAGGAAGUGAAUCCAGGGAGGGUGCAGACUCUGGAAAGGAUAUUAGAAGGGGAGGAUUUUCAGCCUGAAAUCUCAAACCAAACAUUGUGUAAAGAUCUGAUAGAGUCAUCCAAAUCAUCAGGAUCUGAUUAUCAUCGGCUGUUGAAUCCGUUAGGAGAAAUGUUUGUCUGCACUGUUGCUUCAAAAUGUUUUCAUCAUAAGCGUGACUGGGUAAACACCGAGACACAUGCACCUGACUGAGUGUUGCAGUGAAAUGAGUGUGGAAAGAGCUUUAACCAGUUACACAGUCUGAAAAUAUAUCACCCGAUUCACAGCGGGGUGAGGCUGUGCACGUGUUCUGUGUGAGGACGAGGCUUCAACUGAUCAUCAAACCUGGAGAGUCACAAGGAUGCCUGUAUCAUGGAGAAGCUGUGGAAAUGUGGGGACUGUUGGAAGGGUUUCCGGUUCCUGUCUGCGUUGGAAACUCAUCGACGCAUUCACACUGGGGAGAGGCCAUUCACUUGCUCCAUGUGUGGGAAAGGAUUCACUGAUUCAUCCACGCUUCGGAAACACCAGCAUGUUCACACCAGGGAGAAGCCGUUCACUUGCUCCGAGUGUGGGAAGGGAUUCAGAGAUUCAUCCCACCUGCUGACACACCAGCGAGUUCACAUGGGGGAGAGGCCAUUCGCCUGCUGUGUGUGUGGGAAGGAAAUCACUCAGUUUUGUAAUCUGGUGAUGCACCAGCGAGUUCACACUGGGGAGAGGCCACUCAUUUGCUCUUUGUGUGGAAAGCGAUUCAAUCACUUAUCCAACCUGCUGAGACACCAGCAAGCUCACAGUGGAGAGAGGCCGUUCACCUGCUCUGAGUUUGGGAAAAGAUUCACUGAUUCAUCCAACCUGCUGAGAUACCAGCAAGUUCACACCGGGAGAGACCAUUCGCCUGCCCUGAGUGUGGGAAGGGAUUCAGUCAGUUCUCGAGCCUGUGGAAACACCAGUGAGCUCACACUGUGGAGAAGCCAUUCACCUGCUCUGAGUGUGGGAAUGGAUUCUCUGUCACCACCUGUUGACACCCCAGCAAGUUCACAAGUGAUUACAGGGGUUGGAUUAUGCUGUUAUUGCUGUUGUUAAUCACAUCCAGAAAUGAAACAUGUUCAUUCUGACACUUGGUGAAGUGGGAGGGUCAGAGGGUUUCUUUCUGCUGGACUGGCCGGUCUCACGACUUUGCUUCCAGUAGGCUGAUGCUCUUUGAGCCUGGAAGUGCAUAUUUCCACUGAAAGCUGAUGAAGUACACUUACUUUAUCCUGGAUAGUAAAUUGUGUUUUUCCUACCACUACAGGUAUAUCUGAAAUAAAUGCAUUUGUCUCUAUUCCAUUGAGUCUCGAGGCUGGAGUGUAGAUUUAUAAGAAUGACACAAGUCAUCAGUCAGAUGGUGCAUUCUCCAUGGCAAUGCAUCCACCAAUUAGAGCCCAUUUGCCAAUCAAUCAGCACUCUCCUCUCAUGAAGUAUAAAUUAUUGUUCUCUUUACA